Messenger RNA from Ceratitis capitata (Mediterranean fruit fly), 2406 nucleotides. RefSeq names its product zinc finger protein 675. Gene Ontology annotation, cellular component: nucleus. The transcript is spliced from 7 exons. Gene Ontology annotation, biological process: regulation of transcription by RNA polymerase II. NCBI's taxonomy places the organism in Eukaryota, Metazoa, Arthropoda, Insecta, Diptera, Tephritidae. The record is from RefSeq and is a predicted model, not a curated record. Bases 240 to 2171 code for a protein of 643 amino acids. Gene Ontology annotation, molecular function: RNA polymerase II transcription regulatory region sequence-specific DNA binding; DNA-binding transcription factor activity, RNA polymerase II-specific; zinc ion binding.
UUUAACUUUUAAUUUUGGUUUUGGGCCACGUUUUAAAUCAACCGGAUGUUUGGCGUGUCGUACUCUGUAAUGGAAAUAUUAAAGAAUGCCAUCUUUCGAUAUCAACAGCACCCAAGUGAUAAAAAUAAAAAUCACUACCUAACAGCCGUUUGCCAUACCUGCAUUGUUUACAUUUCUACUUUCUAAGUUUAGUGUAAAAAUAAAAAAAAAAUAAAAAUAAAUAAUAAAAAUAUAUCAGCAUGGGGAAAUGUGCACUGUGUAAUAAAAGGGUUGAACGAGGAACAGGACCUUUCUUUCGAGUACCUAGCGAUGAACAUACUAGGCUGAUGUGGAGUAAACAUAGCCGUUUUCCACUCAGAUCUAAAGAUUAUAUUUGUAUAGAUCAUUUUGCAAGUGCAGACGUUAUUAAGGCUGGUAGACCAAGAUUACUGCCAAAAGCUGUACCUCAUCCACUACCACAAUAUGUUUCUAGUACCUGUUGUAAAAUACCAGAUGAACGAAAUUUCAUUGAGAAUACAAACAAAAUAAAUGUUUUAAGUGAACACUCCGACGGAACAAGUGCUGUAAAUAGUUCGAAUCAAAGACAUAAACAUGGAAGCGAAAGAGUAGUGGCAGACAAGAAUAAACAAUAUAUAGAGGAUUGGAAAAACUGGUGUCGUCUCUGCGCCAAAGCUGAUGCUCAAUACGUGAACGCGAUAUCUGAACAGUGUUUACCAACCGGUCCCGCUGUUAAUAUUCAACCGACAAUGAAUAUGUCUACCAUCAUAAAGGACUUUUUUCAUGUUGACAUUAAUGAAAACGACCAUCUUUCGACAUUUAUAUGUACAGAGUGUUGUCAAGUGGUUAAUUCCCUUGUUGAAUUUCUCGAGAAUAUUAAAAAAGUACAAAAGUUAUAUGACGACCUGUUGCGCAAUAAGGGAAAGUCUGGAAUUGAUCUUCUUGCUUUGUAUAAAAAAUAUGGCUUAUUUAAAGAAGCACAAUCUCUGGAGAAAUCACGAAGCAAUGACUUGAAACUGGAAGGAAAUUUUGUUGCGGAUAAUUACAUCCAGAUAAAAGUUGAAGAUCAAGUAAAUAAUGAAGAAACAAAUAUAAAUACAUAUCCCGAGAAACUUAUUGACGAAACCGGAAAUAAAGACCAAUUUUAUGAUCCAAUCGGUCAGGAAAAUGCUCAAAUAGAUAAUUGUAUUAAAGAAGAAUAUCUUUUGCGUUCAUCAUCCGAUGAAGAUGAGCAACAAUGCUUACAAAAUAUGUUAAACUACGACAGUAUGGCAAAUGAAGAUUUUUCAGAAGUCAUAAGUGAAAGUAACUACACUUGUGAUAUUUGUUUUCAUGCCUUUCGACAAAGCGUCCGCUAUGCUGCACACAUGUUGAAAUAUCAUAAUAAAUUAAUAUGUACACAUUGCUUUGACUCAUUCGAAAAUGAGAACAAUUUAAAACUUCAUAUAAAAGAAUAUCACCAGUUAUAUCCUUGUACCAAAUGUAAUAAAAUUUUUCAAAGGACAGAAUAUUUAUUUCGGCACAUGAAACGUAUACAUGAUGAUGAACAGUCAUUUUUCUGUGAAGUUUGUUUAUCAGCCUUUCGCUUAAAAGCUGAACUGGAAGAACAUAUGCUGUUGCAUACAGAUUACCUACCUCACGAAUGUACUGAAUGUGGAAAGUGUUUCCAACACAGGAAAAAUUUAAAGCGACACAUGCUAACACAUGGUGACAAAUAUGUUUGCACUGUAUGUGGGAAACAACUGAAUUCUCCGCGUACGUACAAAAAUCAUAUGCUGGUGCAUUACGACAAAACGUAUCACAAAUGCGAUUAUUGUGGGCGUGAAUUUAAGCGUUCAAAAGCAUUGAAAACCCAUUUAAUACUCCAUAGUGGACUAAAACCAUAUUCCUGCGAAUUUUGUGAAAGAACUUUUAGUUGUAGAUCAUAUUGUCGUAUGCACAUGAAACUCAAACAUCCCGAUGAGUUGGCCGCUUUGGAAGCCUCAGGAGAAAGAGCCUACACCACUGUUCCAAGACUGGAUGAGCUGAAAUCAUUCGUACGGAGUGCUGAGAACCUACAGCCUGUAAAUGUAAGGCGUGGUAGAAAGUUACAACCCAAAUCUGUUGACAUAGAAAAAUACGAAAUAGAAGCUCUAGAAGAUGAAAUCGUGCCCGAGCAUAGCACAUUACUUUAAUUGUUAUACAGCACGCUUGCAGUGAACGGAAAUAUGUACAUAUUUCAAUUUAAUCUCAAUCUGUUCUAGUCGAAAUCAAAAAAGUUGAUUAAACUGAAGAAUUAACAGAAAUUAAACUGUAAUUUUAAUUGCUUCAACACAUUUGAAAUAAUACCACUGCGUACAUCUAACUAUUUCAAUGUAUAGACUCAAUAAUUAGUUUUUUAAAUAUAAAUAGCUGCUGCCUCGUGGCUCU